Molecule: messenger RNA, 1254 nt
Organism: Ornithorhynchus anatinus (platypus)
Lineage: Eukaryota; Metazoa; Chordata; Mammalia; Monotremata; Ornithorhynchidae
Product: olfactory receptor 14J1-like
Exons: 4
Coding region: 1-1254 (417 amino acids)
Biological process (GO): G protein-coupled receptor signaling pathway
Cellular component (GO): membrane
Molecular function (GO): G protein-coupled receptor activity; olfactory receptor activity; odorant binding
Source: RefSeq, a predicted model, not a curated record
AUGGUCAACGGUCUCUGCACCUUGAAGAGGAAUUGUUCCAACAGUUACUACCAGGACAUAGAUAUGGUGAUCAGAGGACUUCUCUCUCUGGAUGUGGAUGCAAAAGGUGCUACAACAUCACUGGAGAAGGAAUGUUCAACCAUCACCACUGGGGAAGGAAUUCCUCUCCUGGGGUUCUCGGAGGUCCCAGGAGCUGCCAGCUGGUCCCACGGCAUGAUGUUUCUCCUGGUCUACCUGGCGGCCCUGAUGGGGAAUCUCCUCAUUGUCACUGUCCUUGAUGAGCGCCUCCACACCCCUAUGAUGCUUGAAAUAUCUCUGGAGAAAAUGGCCAAUGUCACCACCAUGAUGGAAUUCCUCCUCCUGGGGUUCUCCGAGGUACGGGAGCAGCAGCUGGUCCACGCUGUGCUGUUCCUCCUGCUGUACCUGGCGGCCUUGAUGGGAAAUCUCCUCAUCGUUGCUGUCACGACCCUCGACCAGAGACUCCACACCCCCAUGUACUUCUUCCUCAGGCACCUGUCCAUCCUCGACCUCUGUUACAUCUCCACCACUGUCCCCAAAUUCAUUGUCAACUCCCUGACUGACCGUAGAGAAAUGUCUUUCCUGGGCUGUGUCUUCCAAGUGUUUUUCUUCAUAUCUUUGGCAUCUACUGAAAUGGCCUUGCUCACGGUGAUGUCCUUCGACCGCUGCAUGGCCAUAUGCCUCCCCCUGCAUUACGAGUUCGUCAUAAGCCGAGGGGACUGUGGGAAGAUGGUGGCUUCUUCCUGGUUCAGUGGGAGUCUUUCUGGACUUAUGCAAACAGCAGUGACCUUCUCUCUACCCUUCCGUGGGUCCAGUGAGAUCCACCAGUUCUUCUGUGAUAUCCCCCAGCUCCUGAAGCUCUCUGGUUCUGACUGGAUCAUGGCGGAGAUGGGCAUUUCAGCCCUCAUUGCAUGUCUUGCCUUCGUCUGUUUCGUCUCCAUGAUCAUCUCUUAUGUCUGCAUCUUCUCAGCCGUGCUGAGGAUACGGUCCUCAGAAGGCUGGAACAAAGGGUUCUCCACCUGUCUGCCCCACCUCAUCGUUGUGGCUUUCUUCUUCUCCACCGGUUCAUUUGCUUAUCUGAAACUGCCCUCUGACUCUCCCUCGUUUCAAGAUCUGCUGGUGUCCGUGUUCUACACGGUGGUGCCCCCUACACUGAACCCCCUCAUCUAUAGCCUGAGGAAUAAGGACAUGAAGGCCGCCCUGAAGAAGAUCCUGGGAAGGGAGAAGUUCACUUAG